CUCUCUCGCGGCCAUGGAGAAUCCGCACGAGGAGCGCCAGUCGCUGCUGCUCGAGCGCAUCAUCAAGAACGUCGACCUGCUCAACGACGCGCUCCUCGAGCUCGACCGCAGCGUCGCCGAGAUCAACGCGCACAACCAGGACAUCACCAUUGCCGCCGAGCUGUGGGAGGGCUACCGCCGCAACGUCGCCUUCAACCUCACCAACAUGGACGAGGCCGCGGCCGCCGAGGCGCACGAGGCCGCCGCAGCGGCGCAGCAGGCCUGACUGAGCGCCCGGCUCCGCGUGCAGCAGGAGGCCGAUGGCCAGCGUGCCUCUCUCGCCCCCAAGCUCGUAUACCCUGGCCGCGCGCAUCGGGCCUACUGUAUCAUAAGGAGUUCGGCCCGCUCACCCCGCUCGCCCAGCGAUGCGGGUCUGUUGCAUCAGUGCCCCCGUGCAUGCCGUCGUGCGGCCCGGGCAGCGAGGAGCAGCGCACGAUUGAUAUGUUACAAGAUGCCGCGGG
This is a messenger RNA of Tilletiopsis washingtonensis, 500 nucleotides long. Its product is annotated as DASH complex, subunit Dad4. The coding region runs from base 14 to 265 and encodes 83 amino acids. Gene Ontology annotation, biological process: attachment of spindle microtubules to kinetochore. The transcript has 2 exons. Gene Ontology annotation, cellular component: mitotic spindle; DASH complex. NCBI's taxonomy places the organism in Eukaryota, Fungi, Basidiomycota, Exobasidiomycetes, Entylomatales. The record is from RefSeq and is a predicted model, not a curated record.